This is a messenger RNA of Mandrillus leucophaeus (drill), 2338 nucleotides long. It is a transcript of the gene MYZAP, whose product is annotated as myocardial zonula adherens protein. The record is from RefSeq and is a predicted model, not a curated record. The transcript is spliced from 12 exons. Gene Ontology annotation, cellular component: intracellular anatomical structure; RNA polymerase II, holoenzyme; nuclear envelope. Gene Ontology annotation, biological process: intracellular signal transduction; maintenance of ER location. The coding region runs from base 63 to 1475 and encodes 470 amino acids. Lineage: Eukaryota; Metazoa; Chordata; Mammalia; Primates; Cercopithecidae.
GGUGCAGCUGGAGCUGCAAGUGGGCGCCUUCCCGCGUCGCCCCAGCGCAGGGCGGGCCCCGCAUGCUUAUUCGGCCCGGGAGGAACGCCGGCGUCCAGCCCGCUACCGACCGCCGCUGCGGGAUGCUGCGCUCCACGUCCACGGUCACCCUGCUCUCGGGCGGCGCCGCCAGGACGCCCGGGGCGCCCAGCAGGAGGGCAAAUGUUUGUAGACUACGGCUGACCGUACCUCCUGAGAGUCCAGUUCCUGAGCAAAGUGAAAAGAAGAUUGAGAGAAAGGAGCAGCAUCUUGACCUGAGCAAUGGAGAACCUACCAGGAAACUUCCUCAGGGUGUUGUUUAUGGUGUGGUGCGAAGAUCAGAUCAAAAUCAGCAGAAAGAAAUGGUGGUGUAUGGGUGGUCCACGAGUCAACUGAAGGAAGAGAUGAACUACAUCAAAGAUGUGAGAGCCACUUUGGAAAAAGUGAGAAAGCGAAUGUAUGGAGACUAUGGUGAGAUGAGGCAGAAGAUUCGACAGCUCACCCAGGAACUUUCAGUUUCCCACGCCCAGCAGGAGUAUCUGGAGAAUCACAUCCAAACCCAGUCGUCUGCCCUGGAUAGUUUUAAUGCCAUGAACUCAGCCUUGGCGUCCGAUUCCAUUGGCCUGCAGAAAACCCUCGUGGAUGUGACUUUGGAAAACAGCAACAUUAAGGAUCAAAUCAGAAAUCUGCAGCAGACGUAUGAAGCAUCCAUGGAUAAGCUGAGGGAAAAGCAGAGGCAGUUGGAGGUAGCGCAAGUUGAAAACCAGCUGCUGAAAAUGAAGGUGGAGUAUAAAAGCCUAGAUUUAUUUUCUAUGAACCUUUCUCCUCUUUCCUUCUCCGAGAGUGUAUUUCUUUUGCAGGAAGAAACCAAUAGUUUUCUGAAAGCGAUUGAAGAAGCCAAUAAAAAGAUGCAAGCGGCAGAGAUCAGCUUAGAGGAGAAAGACCAGAGGAUCGGGGAGCUGGACAGGCUGAUUGAGCGCAUGGAAAAGGAACGUCAUCAACUGCAACUUCAACUCCUAGAACAUGAAACAGAAAUGUCUGGGGAGUUAACUGAUUCUGACAAGGAAAGGUAUCAGCAGUUGGAGGAGGCAUCAGCCAGCCUCCGUGAGCGGAUCAGACACCUAGAUGACAUGGUGCAUUGCCAGCAGAAGAAAGUCAAGCAGAUGGUUGAGGAGAUUGAAUCAUUAAAGAAAAAGUUGCAACAGAAACAGCUCUUAAUACUGCAGCUUUUAGAAAAGAUAUCUUUCUUAGAAGGAGAGAAUAACGAACUACAAAGCAGGUUGGACUAUUUACUAGAAACCCAGGCCAAGACCGAAGUGGAAACCAGAGAGAUUGGAGUGGGCUGUGAUCUUCUACCCAGUCAAACAGGCAGGACUCGUGAAAUCGUGAUGCCUUCUAGGAACUACACCCCAUACACAAGAGUCCUGGAGUUAACCAUGAAGAAAACUCUGACUUAGGCACUCAGAGGCACACACUUCUUAUAGGUGGACAAAGGCUCUGGAACCCUGUGGCUUGAAAUCCUUUGGGAAGGGUGACUCUUGUUUCCCCUAUACACAGUGUAAGCCGAAAUGGAAAUCGCUGAGGCUCUGAUCCAUUUCUAAGACAGGAAGGAAAGUGAAGGUGGAGUGGGCAGGUAAGAGAGGGAUAUACAAGGUCACGUUUCAGACACCCACCCGGCAUACCCUGCUGUACUGUGCCAUCAUUUGUUUUCUUUGUAGAUACUGAAAUCCUAUCAGGAGGAUUCCCUCACAAUGUAUUUUAUUUGCUAGACUUUGGUUGGGAGGGAAAAGGACAUUAAUUUGAAGUUUCAUGUUAUUCAUGCCAGGAUCGUUUGAUAGAGCAUGAAGGUCUUGAUUACCCAUAAAAGUAUUAGAGGCAGCGUUUCUCUGGUACAGAGAGGCCUGUCCACAAGGAGCAUGGGCACCCAGCCAAACUUGAACCUGGAAGGGAGGGUUCCCAGGCUGCAGGUGCUCUUUCCUCUUGGUCCCAAGCAUCUGUGCAGGGUCAUGGGAGCCACAGUUAGAGACUUGUGUGGGCCAGACGAGCUUCAUGCCGAUGUGCUAGUCCCUUGGUUUAAUUUGUGCCUUAUGCUUUCAUUGGACCAGCUGAAAUCACUGUAUUUAUUCAACUUGUGAUUUUUUUUUCUUUCUCACUUUAACUUAAAGAGAAUUUUAUAUGUCAUGGAAAUUUAAUCAUUAAGUGUUUUCAGUAUCAAUUGGUGUUUUUGUUAAACGAAUGAAUAAUCUGUUCAUGCAUGCUGUACUUUGAUAUUAUAACCUAUGUCACAUAUGUUUAAUAAAUACCAUAUAUUUUCUACUAA